Danaus chrysippus (African queen) is the source of this 684-nucleotide messenger RNA. NCBI's taxonomy places the organism in Eukaryota, Metazoa, Arthropoda, Insecta, Lepidoptera, Nymphalidae. The record is from the annotation of a GenBank genome assembly.
AUGGCCGGUAAGGGUUACUCACAGAAACGCUCCUUCAACAGUAGCGGUCGUUCUCUUAAUGUCGGCGGAUUAAUUUCGCAAACGAUCAUCGUCACCGGAGUCGAGUCAGGCGCCGGUGUUGAGGCCGCUCCUCUACACGGUACAUCGUACAGGGUGCGGGAUAAUGGUCCGUGUGUGGAGCGUAUUGGGGCGAAAGUCGUGUCCGUCCCUCACAGACCAGUCGGCGACGGCCCGCGCGCCGCCAGACCGUUCGGCGCCUGCUCACAAAGGGCUCAUUGUGUUCCUCGCCGACCGAUUCUAUGGAAGGUUCGUACUGGAGUUAUUCGUGUGAUGUCAAUGUGGCGUAAUGUUAUCUACAUCCUGGUUGCUAGGGUCCGACUCGAUGACUGCACUGAUACAUUUUAUUUUAGGAAUUCUCAAGAUAGUCAGCUUGAAGAUAAGAUAAGCGGGUGUGCGGGCGAGCGGGGUGCGGGCGGGCGGGCGAGCGGGCUGUGGGCGCGCGGGUGUGGGGGGGCUAGCGCCGCUAAGCGACGGCCUGUCUACGCCGCCGAGCUGGCGACACCCUGUCUGCCGCGGAGCGCGCCGUUGCCGCUCCGUGCACAUUCCUGUCCGCCCGCGCCCCUGCCUCGCGUCCCACAACCUCGUGAACCGCCCGCGCGCUCUUAUCGGCAACGUCGCAUUUAA